Molecule: messenger RNA, 1293 nt
Organism: Candidozyma duobushaemuli
Lineage: Eukaryota; Fungi; Ascomycota; Pichiomycetes; Serinales; Metschnikowiaceae
Exons: 1
Coding region: 1-1293 (430 amino acids)
Biological process (GO): Golgi organization
Cellular component (GO): Golgi apparatus
Molecular function (GO): protein binding
Source: RefSeq, a predicted model, not a curated record
AUGCUCACAUUGAUUCAACAGAAACCCAUGUUCUCAUUUGCAAGGAGGCUAGUCGACCGACUUGACGGCUCGAAUCUUCUGCAGCACCAAUCAGACAACUCGUAUUUCAAAGAAACCCAAAAAAUCAACAACAAUGGCUACGGUCUUCGCGUGCUUAAGGUGAUUCCUCAUUCGGGUGCUCACCGGCUCGGUCUAGAGGCCUGGUUCGACUUCAUCAUCAGAAUCAACAACAACGAAUUGCCCAUGAAGUAUCCUCAUUCUCUGGCCUACAGUGUCAAUGACGAAGGUGCUGUUAAUUACGGACAGCAGGGCGCUGAAGCCGGCAUGAUAGACUGGGACGCUUUGGCUCAGGAACUUGAAAACAUAGCUCACCACAAUGGGCCCAGACAGGUUGAGUUUGAGGUCUGGAGCGCCAAAGGUGGCGUGGUGCGUCAGGUCCGUGUUCCUCUUGACGAGUUUCGUAAAGAGCUUCCCGCAGACACUGGUGCUGACGAAAAGGCAUACCUUAACAACUUCCAGCAGAUUGGCCUCACCGUACAAUCAGAGCACUUGAAUAAUGCUACAUACGUGUGGCGUGUUCUCAAUACGCAUCCAGGCUCUCCAGCUUUUGACGCUAAGCUUGUCCCUCACUCAGACUACGUUAUUGGAUGUGACUCGUGCUUUGACACGGACGAACACGGAAAGGGCCUUUUGUCCAAUGGCGGGGAGAGAUUACUUUCACAGACCAUAUUAAGCUACUACAACCACCACAGUGCCGUGCAACAAAAGGACAGCAUUCCUAUAAUGUUGUACGUUUACAACCACGACCAUGAUGUCUUACGUCCUGUGACUGUGAACCUAUCACGAGGUUGGUCCACUGGAGGAGCCAAGGGUAUUCUAGGCUGUGAUGUGGGUUACGGCUGGCUUCAUCGUAUACCAGAAGUGGUUGGCAAAUUCGACAACAUGGAGACCAUCGACGAUCUUCUCUACGAGAACAAAACCGAUUUGAGCUAUAAUUUGAACGAGAAAGAGCCAGAGCCCGAAACUAGUGCACCACCGCAAAGCGCUCCUCCAAGAACAGCCUCAUUUUCUGGAACCGCUAUCGUUCCGCAGGCAGCCCCAAUCGCUCCGCCUUCCAUACCGCCAUCGGCCAAAUUAGCCAAGAAGAAAAGACAUCAUGGAUCAGCAAAUGUCGAUCUUACCAAUUUCAUGAAUGAAGAGCUAGAUAAGUCCAAGGCCUCGGACGUGAAGUACGGCGAGCAGCCAGAGGACACACCGCCGCCUCCACCCCCAUCAAAAGCUACUAAGGAAUAA